Messenger RNA from Quercus robur (English oak), 1038 nucleotides. RefSeq lists its product as uncharacterized. The coding region runs from base 70 to 660 and encodes 196 amino acids. NCBI's taxonomy places the organism in Eukaryota, Viridiplantae, Streptophyta, Magnoliopsida, Fagales, Fagaceae. The transcript has a single exon. The record is from RefSeq and is a predicted model, not a curated record.
CCGUAUAUAAAACCCAGGCCUCAGAGAAAUAAGAGAGAGAAAGAGAGAGAUAUCUAGGGUUUGUAGAAAAUGGUUGCAGAAACGUCUCACAGUCACAGAGACAUUGAAACGAACAGUGAGGAUGUAACCAACACACUGAUGGGAAACAAUCGGUGUUGUUGCUUCCCUUCAAUCUUUACUCCGUCAUCGCGAAGAUCCUCCGCCGUCGGAUUAUCCUGGUGGGAACGGGUCGGGUCGAGCGACGAUAAGUGGUGGUCCGGAGGCUUUCGCGCCUUGAAGAAAGUCCGGGAGUGGUCGGAGAUCGUCGCCGGACCGAGAUGGAAGACGUUCAUUCGCAGAUUCAAUCGGAGCAAGAGCGGAGGCGGAAGCAGCGGCGGCGGCGGCGGCGUUGGUAAUUGUAAUCGGCACGGAAAAUUCCAAUACGAUCCGUUGAGUUACGCGCUGAACUUCGACGAAGGCCCGGGGCAGAACGGUAAUCUGGACGAAGACGACGAUUACCACUUGUUUCGGAACUUCUCAACCCGGUACGCUUCGGUGCCGGGUCAGUUGCCGGCGAAAUCGGCGAAUUCUUCAUCAUCUUCGACUUCGUCCACGUCGACGAAGUUGUUAUCGACGCCGCCGCCUUUGGAUUCCGGUAGACACGUGGCAGUAUCGACGUAAUAUGCGGCGUGAACAGCGCAGGCGCUGAGCUGGAUGGUGUUGGAUGAUGACAAGAUAACGUGGCGGCGGCAAUUACUUUUUUAUUUAUUUAUUUAAUAUUUAAUAUUUAUUGUUUGAUAUUUUAUAGAUACUUUUUUUGAUAUAUAUAUUAAUAAAGAAAAAAAUUAUGAAUGAUGCGUGUGUGAUUAGGAUUAGUGAAACAAAAGGAUUGGUUUUGCAAAUGGCAUUUGCCAUUAAUUUGGUUAGGUAAAAGGUUGGGUUGUCUUUGUGACGAAAGGUGUAAAGGUGUUGGGUGUACAUUUCUAUGAUAUAUGAACAUAUGAGGUGUCUUAUGUUUGAACAAAGUCAAAUAAUCCAAUAACAAUGUUACCUUGCUGA